Messenger RNA from Kluyveromyces marxianus DMKU3-1042, 249 nucleotides. It is a transcript of the gene DAD3, whose product is annotated as Dad3p. Bases 1 to 249 code for a protein of 82 amino acids. Lineage: Eukaryota; Fungi; Ascomycota; Saccharomycetes; Saccharomycetales; Saccharomycetaceae. The record is from RefSeq and is a predicted model, not a curated record. Gene Ontology annotation, cellular component: mitotic spindle; DASH complex. Gene Ontology annotation, biological process: attachment of spindle microtubules to kinetochore. The transcript has a single exon.
AUGUCUUCGGAAAUGACGCCUUUACAGAAAAGCGUGCUUGAAAGGUACCAAUCACUAGCGGAGUCGCUACGAGAAUUGAAGGAAACGCUUUCUGAUCUAAACAAUACUCAUGAGAAUUCGAAACCGGAAGAAAUCUUGCAAGAAAUGCGAGAAAUUGAGGUGAAGAUAUCGCUAGUCAGUACCCUAAUGAAGGGGGCUGUUUAUUCGCUUGUGCUGCAGCGGUGGGCUGAUAAAAAUCCGCAGGUAUGA